AUGGCCAUUUUUUUGGCUCCCAUUCAUUAUAUUCGGGCGCUUCUCUUCGUCUUUGCUGUUGAGCCGCUCCUUGUCACUGCUAGUUCUCACCACAAGGCAAGUGCUCAUGAAGGCAUUCGUGCUCGCCGAAAUGCUCUUGCUUCUCCUGCGCUUUUGCCCGGUACAGGGCUGCCAAAGGCCACUGGGUAUGCUGAAUUCCUCGUGGAAACAACUAUGGAAGUAACAGGAACGACCCAACUAUUUAAUCUUUCUGAUCUUACGAUGUUUUCAACCGACUGUGCCACUGCGUUAGCUGCGACGCUGGAUUGCUCGAGUGGAAUCAGAGCACAGAGCCUGGAGUACGGUCUUACAGAAAAUGACCUCGAUGAGCUAUGCACAUCCGGCUGCUCGGGCUCGAUUGCGACAAUGCGAGAUUCCGUAAUUUCAAAUUGUGCUAAUGAUAUCUACACUGACGCCCCAUCAAACGCUACAGGGUAUGUCUACGGCACCGGUAUUUCGGACGAUAUCUAUAACGUCGAGGGGGUAGCUAAUCCUUCUACCUUUUGCUAUACGUUGCGUACAAAUGGAACUUCAAACGGCGCUGAAGUAAAUGAAUGUGGAGACUGCGGCCUCGGAAUCAUACGUAUGCAAUUGGAGAACCCUAUGGGUUAUAUUGAUGAGCUUGCCAGCCAGUAUUCUUCAUCCGCAUCUUCGUGUGGUGUCACAGUGGCCCCGAUUCCAACUCCGACGCCAGUGUUCAUGAGCGAUCAAAACACUUUUAUUGCCAAUUAUUCGAAAACACAGACAUGCACUGGAUCAUAUGUUCCAAUUCCAACUGGUAGUACCUGCGAUGAUUUUGCUGAAAGCAACUCCGUGGCCACAGAUCAGCUUUUGAGCGUCAAUGGCUUGGCUGGCGGGUGUGCGAACUGGCCUGCGGACCUCAUUGAGCUCUGUGUCCAGAACACAUGCGAGCCAUACCUUGUUCAACAGAAUGAUACAUGCCUGGGAGUUGCUUCUUCCUUCAACUUAACUCUGACUCAGCUCCUCUCCUGGAAUUUGGCGAUUGAUCCCUUCUGUGCCAAUUGGGAUAACGAGAAGGGUCACAUUAUUUGUGUCAGCAACUCUGUCGGAUAUGUUGAAGCUGACAUCGGCAGCACCACUACGGUGGAUACAGCUGCUUCUGUUCCGACCAAUAUUGGCCCGGGGUCAAACACCAACUGUGCACAGUGGUAUAAUGUCACCGAGGCAGAUACCAGUUGUGCACAGAUAUCAAUGCAAUUUGGCAUCACACUAAGCGAUUUCAACCUUCUGAAUCCUGAAAUCGUUGCAAACUGCACAAAUCUCUGGCUAGGUGAAUAUCGACUCCUUCGCCACAGAGCAACCAUAAGCAAGAGACGACUAACCGUUAUUGCAGACUCCUCCUACUGUGUACAGGCUGUGGGUGACAUUUCCACUUAUUCUGGAUACGGCGGAACGACAACCACUAGCAUGGCCACAUUCACUGCAGACCCCUCAAUGACUUGGGAUAGUCUUCCUUCAGCCACGAAGCCUUCAUAUAAAAACAUUACCACGACGACCGCUUCCUAUCCCUUAGCUAGUGGCUCGUUGACGGGGUGCUUCGAAAUGUUCGAGAACAACUUUGGGCCUAUUCCCUGCUACCAGGCAGCGUCUUUGUUUGGCGUUGACACAAUCAAUUGGGUGCGCUGGAACCCGAGUGUUCUUAAUGGGCAGAACUAUACCAUGACAGGAUGCAAACUCACAAAUGAGACUGAGUACUGUGGCUCAUUCUACAACCAGUCGUCUGUUCCCGCCACAACCUUGCCAUACGUACCCGCUCCGAUUAAUUCGACCGCCAAUGCUACAACGGAGUGCUAUGACUGGUAUGGCACUGAAGAUGGCGACUCUUGUGACUUAAUUUGCCGUGCCAACAAUAUACCGGUUUCUGCGCUCUAUAAGUGGAACCCCGCAGUCGAAUUUCUAGGUGCCGAUUGCACCAACCUAUGGAUGCAGGCUUCGUAUUGUGUCCAAGGGCCUGGAUGGGAAGAUGUGGCCUAUAACCAAACUUCCAGCGUUACCUCUACAACAACCACUGGUGAGUGGUACAUCGCCAUGGCAAAUGACACAUGCCUGGGCAUUACAAAAGAGUAUUCCAUCUCUCAGGCUCAAUUCUAUGCCUGGAAUCCAGCAAUUGGAGAGGAUUGCACUGAUCUUGAAAUUGAUGAUGCCUAUUGUGUGAAGGCCCCGACGACCAUCAGCACAACAACAACUUCUUCAGUUGCCAGCCAGACAUCCACCGGGACAAGCAUCACGCCACCAGGUCCUACACAAGCAGAUAUCCCAUCAAACUGCGAUGCAUAUGCCUUAGCCCAGACCGAUGAUGGGUGCCAAACAUUCGCCGACCGCAACAAAAUCACACUUACAAAUCUAUACAAGUGGAAUCCGGCCCUCAACAAUGCCUGUGAGAACUUUUGGGCAAAGGAGGCCUACUGUAUUGGUGUCUCGUCUUAG
Molecule: messenger RNA, 2487 nt
Organism: Penicillium longicatenatum
Lineage: Eukaryota; Fungi; Ascomycota; Eurotiomycetes; Eurotiales; Aspergillaceae
Product: LysM peptidoglycan-binding domain-containing protein
Exons: 12
Coding region: 1-2487 (828 amino acids)
Source: RefSeq, a predicted model, not a curated record